UCCGCCCCGAUGUCGGGUCCCCGCAGCGCCUUGCAGGCCUGGUGCCGCCGCCAAUGCGAGGGCUACCCUGGCGUGGAGAUCCGAGACCUCAGCAGCUCCUUCCGGGACGGCCUGGCCUUUUGCGCCAUCCUCCAUAGGAACCGGCCUGAUUUGCUGGACUUUAACUCACUUUCCAAGGAUAAUGUAUAUGAGAACAACCGCCUGGCAUUUGAGGUGGCUGAGCAGGAGCUGGGGAUCCCUGCCCUGCUGGAUCCCAGGGACAUGGUCUCCAUGAAAGUCCCCGACUGCCUUAGCAUCAUGACCUACGUGUCUCAGUAUUACAACCAUUUUAACAACCCCGGCCAAGCCAGAGUCCCCCCGCCUAUGAAGCGUUCUGUGGUUGCUUCCUCAUCCACAUUGCCAGCUAACAGGCCUGUGGUUGCACCCGAGACCACAUCAGCACCCCAGAAUGAUGUUGCUGAAGACUCGUCAGAGCAGCCCCAGCAAACCACCCUAAGCAGCACGUGCUCAGCUUGCCAACAACAUGUCCACCUGGUCCAGCGCUAUCUGGUUGAGGGCAAACUGUACCACCGUCAGUGUUUCAGGUGUAAAGAAUGCUCCAGCACGCUCCUCCCUGGAUCUUACAAGCCUGGGCCUGAAUGGGGCACAUUUGUGUGUACCCAGCAUCGUGGCAAACUGGGCCUCAGCGGGAGGACAGAGCGUAGGCCCAGCCCAGAUCUUCCGUGUGUGGGGAAAAGCAGCGAGGCUCGGAUGGUGAACACUGGUGAGGAGCAAGUGAGUGGCGUUCCACAGCCAUCAGCCACGGAAGAGGCGGGAAAAGCAGGGGGAAGAAGUGUCGAUGGAGCAGAGGUCGAGGCGCCUCUUGGCCAGCCAAAGAAUGAAGCCCUCAGCUCUGCGCCUUGCUCCCCGAUCCCGCCGAAGCCUCCUGUGCCAGCGAAACCACUUAUGACCAGCCAGGGAAAAGUGAGCCUGCAGCAUGGACAACUCAAGGAGACUCGACCAACCCCUGCCCCCAGGAAGAGCACUGACACAGCAGCCUUGUCACCACCCAACUCCCAUCCUGUCCCAAAGCCCAGAGUCAACGUGCAGAAUGAGGGCUCCAGUGAGCCAGGAUCUGGCCUAGUCAAUGGUCGGACUACAGAAGUCUGUCCUCCAGUUCCAAAGCCCAGAGGUAGACCCACAUCUUCGGACCGAGCCGGAGAAGGGCCAAGGUCAAGAGAUCCUCCCUGGAUUGCCUUGGUCCAGGCGGAAGCCAAGAAAAAGCCUGCUCCUCCUCCCCCACCGGGCAGUAGCAAGGAGACCCCACCAAGGGCUCUGGAAGAGGAGGCAGAUGGAGAAGAGGAGGAAGGGAAGGCAAGAGGCAGAGAGGGCAGGCCCGCUCCCAAGGAGCCCAAACCUUACAACCCCUUUGAGGAUGAAGAGGGGGAGGAGGUUGAAGAGGAGGAGGAGGGAUCCGCCACGCCCCAGAAGCAAGAGCAGAGUGCGAGUGAGGCCACUUCCAAGGCUGCUCACCCUUGGUAUGGCAUCACCCCCACCAGCAGCCCCAAGACAAAGAAGCGGCCAGCUCCAAGGGCCCCCAGUGCCUCUCCGCUGGCUCCGCACCCCAUCUCUAGGCUCUCCCGCUCAGAGCCAUCUUCCUCCAGCCCAUCUCCUGCUCUGAGCCUGGAGAGCAUCACAUCCGAGUGUUCGGCCAAGGCUGCUGUCACCCUGGACGAGACCUCGGUGCCCAAGAGCUCCUCUGAGCCGACGGUCCAUGCCCCAGCAGCAUGCGUGGUCUCCUGCACGGACCCCUCGCUUGUCAACGUGUCCUCCCGUGAGAGCCCCACAGCUCUCCCCAGCUGCUCCACUAACUCCUCCUUUUCCUCGUCCAGCGAUUUGACUGGCUAUGGCAAUGAGGUGCCUGGGGGAAUAGCACAGACUAUACGAAGCCGCUCGGUUGGGAACCUGGAAGCCAGCCCGGGGCGGCUAUCUCCCAAGCCUCCUGCUAAUGCCAUUCCCACACCCAUCCUCUUGGCAUCAGAGCUGGGCAGCGGGACUGCCAGGAACUCUCCAUCCCCCAAGGCACAGCCAAAGUCAUCCUGCAAAGAGAAUCCCUUCAACCGGAAGCCAUCACCUGUCACCUCCCCAUCGAUUAAGAAAACCCCAAAGGGACCCAAGCCAGCAAGGCCUCCUGCUCCAGGCCAUGGCUUUCCACUCAUCAAACGGAAGGUUCAGUCGGACCAAUAUGUCCCAGUUGAGGAUAUUUACGGCGAGAUGGACAGCAUUGAACAGCAGCUGGAUGAGUUGGAGCACCAAGGAGUAGAGCUGGAGAGAAAACUCCGCAGCAUGGAGAACGCAGAUGCUCCUGAAGAUGGUCUGCUGGUCGACUGGUUUAAGCUCAUCCAUGAGAAGCACAUGCUGGUACGCCGGGAGUCUGAACUCAUCUACAUUUUUAAGCAGCAGAAUUUGGAGCAGCAUCAGGCCGACGUAGAGUAUGAACUGCGAUGCCUUCUCAAUAAACCUGAGAAAGACUGGACGGAUGAGGACCGAGUGAGAGAGAAGGUGCUGAUGCAAGAACUAGUGACCAUUAUUGAACAACGGAACGCCAUCAUCAACUGCUUGGACGAGGACCGGCAAAGGGAGGAAGAGGAGGAUAAAAUGUUGGAAGCCAUGAUUAAAAAGAAAGAAUUCCACAAGGAGGCAGAGGCUGACAGCAAGAAGAAAGGGAAAUUCAAGCCCAUGAAGGUACUGAAGCUGCUUGGGAACAAACACGAGUCAAAGAGCAAGUCACCCAAGGAGAAAAGCUAGAGCAGGUGGCAGCCAGCGGGGAGGAGGAAUGUUGGGCGCUUGGACUGCAUCUCUCCUCUUGGGCUGGGCACCGAGCAAAAAGGACUUCUGCCUCCCGCUUUCUUGGUUUUUUUAAAAGCGGCUGUGCCUCACCAUACACCAAAACUGGCUUCCCCCAGAGGAAUUCAGACAUCUUCCAGCAACAGACAUUCCUUUGCCCAGUAAAGGAGGCAGCACGGCAAGCCGGAUCAGCACUGAAAAUUCCCAAGGGACAGACUGGAGGAGAAAGCGACUUGUCCCUUCGGCUUCAGGGGUGGGUGGGGGAAGUGAAAUAGCUUUAGACUUCCUCAGUUGUGUGUGUGUGUUCUUAUUAAUGGGUCUGAACAGUACAAAAUGUGGGUGUCUGUGGGAAACUUGCACUAAUUGCGCCCCCCCCUUUAACUGUGAUAGUCACAUGUGCCUCAUACCCUUCUCCUUUUGGGGAGGGGGAGACUUUCCAUAGUAGGCUGGGGGCCUCUCCUCCCCCCACUCUUAACUCCCUUUUCUCUUUACCUGCUGGUCAAAAAAUUGACUUUGGUCAUUUGAAAAGACAUUUGGGGCUUUGAGAGCAGAAUUUAUUUAUUUUGUUGGCUUAUACUGUUAAAACUAGAGAGGACACAGAAAAUGCUUCCAUGUUAUGAGAGCCUAUAGACAAAGGGGAAACACACCCAAACAGUGCCCUGUUUCUAGAAGCAUUUCCCUUCAAAGAUGUCCUGAGGAUGUUGGGCAUCUUAGACAGCCAUCGAACAAAGGACACUGGCCUCUUGGAAAUUGUUUAACAAGCACAGGGAAGAUGAAGGGCAUGUAUUUUUGUGCAGGUCCAAAAAGAACACUCCAUUGGCCUUUUAGCCCUCGCUUACUGCUGCUAAUUUCACCUACAUUGCUCCUCAGGGGACAUAGAGGGCUAGGAAAGGGUCAGACCUUCCUUGCCCAUUGCUAGAGUACAGGAAGCUGCCAAGUGGCCCUUAAUGCCAACAAGGUUUCCUGUUUUGCCUUCCUCACCAGUGCCACCCUUAUGUGGGAAAGUUCUCAGCUCUUCUAGCCUAGUCUGUGUUGUAUAUAUAUAUAUAUAAUUUCCCCCCCGUAAGAGGGCUCUUUCUAGAGUUUUCUCUUAGCUGAAUUUCAAGCCCACCCCCAAUUCCAGCUUUAUUUGUCUUGUGUGUGUGCAUGUUUGUGUGUGUGUUGAGGGGGGAGAUGCAUCUUCCUUUCUGCCUUCUCUGAAUUGAGGAGCUAUUUAUUGAGAUGUUUGUUUGGUCUGAGUUAAACACUGAUAGUAUUGUAGGUGUUGGUUAGUCAGCUGUUAGUCUUGAGUUCUCGUUAGCAGAGUAGACUACCAGCCCAGAGCAAAUUGCUGUCUUAUCCAAAUAUGAUGGAAUCUUUGACCAGUCCUUGGCUAUGAUGCUCAGCCUAGACCAGGAGGGGACCUUAAUUCAUCAGAGUUGCCAGCCCUAGUCGGGUCUAUGUUCUCAGCCUCUCCAAGUGGAUGGCAGAUGCCAUGGGAUGUUCUCCAUAGCAAGGCCACUCCUGGGUUAGAUCCCAACGCGCAACUUCCCCUCUAUGAAACAAAGCAAGCUGAUGUUACAAAAGGCCAUGCUCCAGUCUGAAAUGCACUGGCCCAAGUGGACAUUAUUACAUUACAGUAUAUUAACUGCAAUCUCCACUGACAUGCAGGGAACAAAAAUUAAACAAAACCAUUGUAUUUAG
Hemicordylus capensis (graceful crag lizard) is the source of this 4509-nucleotide messenger RNA. RefSeq names its product MICAL like 1 (gene MICALL1). The record is from RefSeq and is a predicted model, not a curated record. The transcript has 16 exons. The coding region runs from base 10 to 2787 and encodes 925 amino acids. Gene Ontology annotation, molecular function: protein binding. NCBI's taxonomy places the organism in Eukaryota, Metazoa, Chordata, Lepidosauria, Squamata, Cordylidae.